CCGCUCCGGAUUGCCCUUGCUCCUACUUGUCCUCGCGCAUCAACGGACGGCUUGGCACGUGCCGCCGCAAGGAUGGCGCACCGCAGCUGGGCCUAAGCUUUGAGCGGCCAUCUACGAGACGGACGCGCGUGCGCAGGGGCUGCAUGCGGCUCUACGAGCUGUUCCGCCGGACUCCCGGCUGCAACGCCAAGGGCAACACGGCAUCCUCAUUCACCGAACUUGCACCGCCGCACUGCUGCUCUCCGGCCGCUCAAUGAGAGCAGAUCGACGGCUCGCAGCCCGUGCGCUGCGCGCGAUGACCUGCAGCGCCCGGCGUAGACUCAGGGCGCAAAGCGCCGCAGGACGCAUCGACAAGCGACAGCACAGCGGCAGACAGAAAAAUCCGCGCCGCAAAUCGACUCGCUCAAAGGGCAGCGUGGGCGACGGCAAGCCGGCUUGCGCAUCCUUUUGUCAAGCGCAGCAGCGCACGCACGCUGCAUUGUGUAAGAACAGCGGCAGCGAGCGUGUGUGCAACGCAAGAGCGGCAGCGGCUCGCCCGAUGUGCACACGGCAGAGGGUCGUACCAGUCCGCGCCGCCAGCCUGUGUGCGUGCCCUCUGUCUGCUCUGCACCACGCCAACAACGCAGCGCGCGAGAAACGUGACCCACGGCGCAAGGACAACAAGCAGCGCCAGAUUGUGCUGCACAGGCCGAGAGCUGGCUGCUGCGAGCCGGGCAAUGCGCCUUGCUGCAGCCGAGCAGUCUUCUCUGCCCAGCAGUCUGCACCUGGCGAUCUGCUCCACCGCAGGCAACAUCAGAAGGGCCGCCUGGCGGCUCGCACCUCCUGCGCCGCGGCCGCACGUAAUCUCCACGACCAGCGACGCAAAGCUCUCUUGCACCCGCACUCACCUGGAAUCCUGGCCCAUCAGAAAGCUCCGACACCGGCAAGGCCCCGUUGCCAUCCUCUCUCUGAACGUAAAGACUUGCGUAGCGGAGGCGCAAAGCAGCGACGGCCGGGCAGCACGAGGCGGCGCGGAGCCAGAAGAUGCGGCGCAAGAAGCGUCCGCAGCGGGGAGAAGAUGCGGGCUUGCUCAGAGCGCCGACGUCGACUUGGGUGCAGCGUCGAGCCUGGCGAACGCGCGAGGGCUGGCAGGGCGGCGAUACCUCGCGCAGUGCUGAGCGCCGGCGUGGCCGAGCAGGAGAAGCGAGGAGCGAGAGCCGCAAUGCCGCCAGAGCGGGAGCGGCGCGAGAGGCGAGCGUGGCCAGAGAAGCGCCAGCUUUGGCGGUGGAGAAGAGGAAGCAAGGCGCGGGCCGGGCGUGACGCUGAAGACUGCAGUGUCGAGGCGGAGCGUGGCAAAGCGUGAAGGCCAAGCCCCAAGGCGAAGCGUGAAGGUUGGCGUGCGGCGGAUCGG
This is a messenger RNA of Tilletiopsis washingtonensis, 1390 nucleotides long. RefSeq lists its product as hypothetical. Bases 254 to 1342 code for a protein of 362 amino acids. Lineage: Eukaryota; Fungi; Basidiomycota; Exobasidiomycetes; Entylomatales. The transcript has a single exon. The record is from RefSeq and is a predicted model, not a curated record.